Molecule: messenger RNA, 1197 nt
Organism: Hypoxylon trugodes
Lineage: Eukaryota; Fungi; Ascomycota; Sordariomycetes; Xylariales; Hypoxylaceae
Product: PUA-like domain-containing protein
Exons: 2
Coding region: 1-1197 (398 amino acids)
Biological process (GO): protein ubiquitination; negative regulation of gene expression via chromosomal CpG island methylation
Molecular function (GO): ubiquitin protein ligase activity
Source: RefSeq, a predicted model, not a curated record
AUGGCGACAACUAAAAACCCGACACUUCAACACAUGACAGUCGAGACACGAAAACUUAUACGCUUUGGACUAAAAAGUAGAAACUACGGGCGACCUCAAAGACCAGGAGAUGGUAAAUACGAAGAAAAGUCUCUGGCGAGAGCAAAGGUAUACCUUAAAUGGUUGGAAACCGUCGAAAUGACACCCGAGAUUCGGGAUGAAAUCAAAUUCGACAAAACCUUCGACUUCAUAAUUAAAAAUAUCACUGUCUUCUACUCCGACGAGAUAAAAAAUGCUGCUCGGGCUCUAUAUGAGAAAUGGAUCUCGCAAAAUUGGGGCGCUAAAAUAGGUAGUGAAGACGAGGAUAUAUCGCCUGACCAGGAAUCCCGAAGUACAAGCCUAGACUCGGUGGCUUCAACGGAGGGCUCAAUCUACCAGGACCAACCGUCGGAUACCACACCCGAUGCGCCGACAUCUCCUGAGUGUAAUCGCCCGAGUUUACCCCCGGAGUCGGAAACCAGAGAUGAGACGCCUACAGAUGGAGUUAUCGUCCUCCAAACUGAGCUUCCGCCGAUAGAUAACCCCAUGUUUAGGGAACGGAGUAUCAUGUACGGAAUCAUGAUUCUUCGAACUGCAACAGGUCGACGAACUUACCGUUUAGACCCCACAGUACCUAAGCGGACUGCCAAAGUCUUCGGUCACAACGGCAUACCAGUAGGCGCGUGGUUCGCGAACCAACUUGUCGCGCUCCAACGCGGAGCACAUGGAUCGCGUGGUGGUGGGAUUCGGGGUACGGCGGACUCUGGCGCAUACUCCAUUGUAGUAUCUGGUAUGUACGAGGACUUGGAUAACGAUCGAGGUGAAACGCUUCACUACUCUGGUUCUGGAAGCCAUGAGAAUGGCGACCGCAUGAAACCUGCACCAUCGACUAUCGGGAUGAAGGCUCUGAAGACUUCGCUUAGAACAAGAAAACCGGUGCGUGUACUCCGCGCGGGUGGCUCGUCGAGGGCGAACCGCUGGUUGCCGAGGUGUGGGUUGAGGUAUGAUGGGUUGUACCAAGUUACUGCGUUGCGGGAAUGUAAGAAUCGAAAGGGAGGGCUUUAUGAGCAAUUCACCCUUGUUAGAGAGCCCGGUCAGGAACCACUCGAAAAAUUGGUCGACGUUUCGCCCACAAUGCAGCAAAUACAUGAACUACAACAUAUUCAGAAAGGAGAUUGA